CAUUUAGUAGCGAUUCUGAAACUAACCUUGUCAGUAUCAGAUCCGCGUCCCUGUAGCAACGUCAGGUUGAUUACAAUUCCAUGGUUCACUAAACACAGGGGUCCAUCUGUUUUGGACUCCAGGUAUCUCAAUUACAGCAUCCAAACGCGCCCUAACCGACGUAAGUGACAUUCCUUGAUCAGAGCUUCUGCAAAUCAUUGAACUACGUUUAUCGAAAUUAUUCUAGAAAAAACUAUAUUGUCAAAUGUUGUUUGUUCGGGUAGUAGAGACCAGAGGAAUCAGUGGUGGAAGUGAUACUGUUAGAAGAAUCUAGGGAUAGAAGAGAAGCUCCCCCAAGAAGAACAAGAGAAAAAAAUAAAAAAAAUCCCUCAAUGGGAGACACAGAAACCCUAAUCCAACCAGACUUCCCUCUCUUCUCCAAAAAAAUCACCCCAAAACCCUCUCUUCCCAAAACACCCACCACCCAAAAUCCCAACACCACCAGAAAACCCACCCAAACCGAUUCCGACUCGCUAGGUUUUUCAGAACUCGGUCUCUCCGAAUGGGCGAUCCAGACCUGUACCGAACUCGGCAUGAAGAAGCCCACUCCUGUUCAACGCCACUGCAUCCCUCACAUCCUCGCCGGCGAGGAUGUCCUUGGCCUUGCCCAGACCGGCAGUGGCAAGACUGCCGCAUUCGCCCUCCCAAUCCUUCACCGCCUCGCCCAGGACCCGUACGGCGUCUUUGCGCUGGUGGUGACACCGACAAGGGAGUUGGCAUACCAGCUGGCCGAGCAGUUCCGUGCUCUAGGCUCGUGCCUGCAUCUUCGAUGCUCUGUUAUUGUCGGUGGGAUGGACAUGAUCAGCCAGGCGCAGGCCCUGGCGCAGCGUCCACAUGUUGUAAUUGCAACGCCCGGGAGGCUCAAAGUGCUCCUUGAGGACGAUCCAGAUGUUCCAGCCGUCUUCUCCAGGACCAAGUUUCUAGUUUUGGAUGAGGCAGACAGGGUUUUGGAUGUUGGUUUUGAGGAAGAACUAAAAGUGGUCUUUCAGUGCUUACCCAAAAAUCGACAGACCCUUCUGUUUUCAGCAACUAUGACAGAUGAUCUACAAGAUUUGCUUCAGCUUUCUGCAAAUAAGGCUUACUUCUAUGAGGCAUAUGAGGGCUUCAAGACUGUUGAAUCUCUCAAACAACAGUAUGCUUUUAUUCCAAAAAAUGUGAAGGAUGUUUAUCUCUUUCACAUUCUAUCAAAAAUGGAGGAUGAGGGUAUUCGCUCUGCCAUUGUAUUUGUUGCUACUUGCAGGAGUUGCCAUCUUUUGAGCUUGUUGUUGGAAGAGCUUGAUCAGCCAGCUGCGGCACUGCAUUCUCACAAGUCCCAGUCUCUCAGGCUUGCUGCACUAAAUCGAUUCAAAUCUGGUCAAGUUCCUAUCUUGCUUGCAACAGAUGUUGCCAGCCGUGGUUUAGAUAUUCCAACAGUUGAUCUUGUUGUGAACUAUGAUAUUCCGAGGUAUCCACGGGAUUAUGUUCAUCGUGUGGGCCGUACUGCAAGAGCUGGCAGAGGAGGGCUGGCCGUGAGCUUUGUUACACAGAAUGAUGUGGAUCUCAUUCACGAAGUAGAGGCUGUUAUUGGAAAACAAUUAGAUGAAUUUGAAUGCAAGGAGAAUGAGGUUCUUGCCGAUAUCACAAAGGUUUACAAGGCCAAACGCGUUGCAAGUAUGAAGAUGAUUGAUGACGGCUAUGAAGAGACAGCAAAAGCGAGGAAAGCUCAGAAGCUGAAAAAAUUAGCAGAGAACGGCUCACAAAAGAGAAGGCGUAAAAGGCAGAAAUCAUAGGACAGAGUAGAUAUAUUAUUUGUCAAUUAAAGGGUGAAACUGGGACUCUUAUCCACUGCUCUGAGACGGAAAAACUAGUCGAAAUGCACUGCUUUCCAUUGGAAGGAGGAAGCUGGUCAAGGUCACUUAUCAUCUUGGAACUGGAGAAAUUUCUAGAAUGAGCGUCAGAUGAUUGACUACCCACUGAAGAAUGGCUUACGGUUUAUAUACCCUCUUAAUUUACGUACUCUUUUUGGUCACUCUUCAUUUAAUUUUGAUAAUUGUCAUUGUAAAGGUGGUCCAUGAAAUUUUCCUCGUCUGUUCUUGGUCCGGCUUGUUAGAUGAACUAGUAGAGAGUGUAAUGUAUGCGAGUGAUCCAGGGUUCAAUCCCUCGUUUUACCUUUCAAAAUAUUUCUUUUGAAAAUUUGUUUCAAAUUUAUUUAA
This is a messenger RNA of Magnolia sinica, 2231 nucleotides long. Its product is annotated as DEAD-box ATP-dependent RNA helicase 36. The coding region runs from base 372 to 1808 and encodes 478 amino acids. Lineage: Eukaryota; Viridiplantae; Streptophyta; Magnoliopsida; Magnoliales; Magnoliaceae. The record is from RefSeq and is a predicted model, not a curated record. Gene Ontology annotation, molecular function: ATP binding; nucleic acid binding; RNA helicase activity. The transcript has 6 exons.